CCGAAUACAUAUGUUGUUCGAUCCGAUUAUUAGUUUUAGUGCCGUAGUAUCGAACGCUCUCCUCUCAGGUCGCCACGAUGGUCCCAGACUGAACUACUGAAGCCCGAGCCAGCAGAGCUCGAAACACCGCCCCACGGGCCACGGUCAAAGGAAGGGAUGAUAAUGAAUACGAUGGCGAGCCGCGUGGCUUACGGGCUGUACAGGGCGGCGGGGCGUGCGGCUGAGCCGGCGUUGCAUCUGUUGCUGCGAUGGCGGCGGCUGCGGGGGCUGGAGCACCCCACUCGAUGGCCUGAGCGCUUCGGCCGCCCCUCCUCUCCCCGCCCCCUCCCUCCCGCACCGGGUGGCCGCCCCUGCGUCCUCUGGUUCCACGCCGUCUCCUUAGGCGAAGGAUUGGCCUCCAUUCCCCUCAUCAAGCACUGCCUCCGCCACCGCCCCGAUUUCCUUGUUUUAAUGACCACCACCACACUAUCCGCCUUUGAAGUUAUUAAAGAUCAGCUUCCAAGUUGCGUUAUAUAUCAGCUUGCACCUCUUGACUCUCCUAUGGCAAUGGAAAAUUUUCUUAGCUAUUGGAAACCUGAUGCAGUCCUCCUAAUGGAAAGUGAAUUGUGGCCAAACCUCAUUAUUUCUGCAGCAGAGAGAGGAAUUGCAGUGGUAUUGUUAAAUGCUCGAAUGUCUCUCAAAUCUUUUAAGCGCUGGUCUGGGUUACUAGCCCUCCCCUUAAUCUCAUUGAUGUUGUCGAAACUUUCUCUAAUUGUCUCACUGAACACUGUUCAGGCUGUGCGUUUUCAGUUGCUACAUGCAUCACCAUCUAUCAUCCAUUUUGCAGGUGAUCUAAAGUACGGUAUGCUUCACACGCUGAGUUAUGCUGUUGGAGAUUUAGAUGUUUCAGAGAAAGAUGCAAGAAAAAUAAACAAUCUGCAGCUGCAGAUGAACAACAGGCCUAUCUGGAUGGCAGCAUCUGUACAUAAGGGCGAAGAAGAAGUCAUGCUUUGGGCUCACGAUGAAUUGAUCAAGAUAUUCCCUACAUUACUCAUGAUUCUUGUGACAAGACAUCCUCAGGAUGGCCAGAAGAUUGCCUCAGAACUUAAAAAACAGAGAGUGAAUGUUUCACUGAGGUCCAGAAGUGAAGUAAUUUUCCCAAGUACUAGUGUCUAUGUGGUUGAUACGUUAGGAGAAUUAAGAAUGCUUUACAGGGUCACUCCGAUAGCAGUGAUUGGAGGUUCCUUUUUACCUGGUUUGGCCGGUCAUAAUGUUUCUGAGGCUGCUGCAAUGGGUUGUGCUGUCUUGACUGGUCCCCAUGUUGGGCAUUUCUCCCAUAUGUUAGGGGAGAUGCGAAAAUCAAAUGUUUUAUCAGUUUCACAGGUUGCUGGAAAAAUCGAACUGCUGGAAACACUUAAACUACUGUUGGGUGAUGCCAAGGCAUUGGAAGAUCGACAAAAAGCUGCAAAACAAGCCUUUUCAAUUAUGUCAAACGGAGUUGUAGGCCGUGUCUGGAAUCUAGUUAAUACUAUUGUUCUUGAAAAGUUUGAUGGCGUGGCAUAUUGAAUAGCUAUAUUAAUGCGAUAGUGAUAUAUGUUAAUAUGUCAAACUACCAGGAUCCUAGUGGUAGGUUAGAGGAAGAUUGAGGGGUAUUAGGAAGACUCGGGAUUUUCGGGGUAGUCUUAACUGGGAGGAGAGGAAGAUUGAGGGGUAUUAGGAAGACUCGAGGGAUUUUCAGGGUAGAGUCUUAACUGCGAGGACUUUGGCUUGGGAUAGAAUCUAGCUCUCGAUUCUUAAAAAAAAUAAUAAUAAUAACAAUAAAGAAAGCAAAAAGAGAAACUAACAAUAUGGUGUGAUUAGCUGUUCUGAAGUUA
This is a messenger RNA of Ananas comosus (pineapple), 1853 nucleotides long. Its product is annotated as probable 3-deoxy-D-manno-octulosonic acid transferase, mitochondrial. Gene Ontology annotation, biological process: lipid A biosynthetic process. Gene Ontology annotation, molecular function: transferase activity. The transcript has 11 exons. The record is from RefSeq and is a predicted model, not a curated record. Gene Ontology annotation, cellular component: plasma membrane. NCBI's taxonomy places the organism in Eukaryota, Viridiplantae, Streptophyta, Magnoliopsida, Poales, Bromeliaceae. The coding region runs from base 157 to 1545 and encodes 462 amino acids.